AUGUUCACGAACCAACUGGCAAUCACCACUCCGUCUCUGGGACUUCACCCCUCCCAUACUCUUCCUGAGAAAAUUCAAGCUGCUGCAUCAAACGGCUUCGCUUUGAUCGAGAUUCUCUAUCAAGACAUAGUGGACUUUGGAUCCUCUCAAUUCCCGCCUUUGAAUGCGCAUGAAGCCGCCCGCCUCAUCGGCGAGAAAUGCUCAUCCGCCCAGUUGGGAGUCCUCGCUCUGAACCCAUUCAAGAACUUCGAAGGCCACAUCUCACCCAUUACUGAACGCCUCGAUUCUGCUCGACACUACAUUGAGACUGCCUCAUGUUUGGGAGCAAAGUAUCUACAAGUACCCUCUCAGUUCGAUACCGCCAACAGUUCACCGAACUGGGACUUGAUGGUACAGGAAUUGCGCCAGCUCUGUGAACUUGCGGCUUCUCAUUCAGUCAUGAUUGCCUACGAAGCUGUGGCUUGGGGCAGCUACAUUGAUACCUGGGAAGGGUCUCUGCGGAUGGUUGAAAAUGUGAAUAGGUCAAACUUUGGCGUCUGCUUGGAUUCUUUCCACAUCGCUGCUCGCGUAUGGGCCGAUUGCACCACCGAAUCCGGCAUACGCGAAAAUGGAGAAAGCGAACUGAAGGCCUCGCUUAAUCGACCUUCCCCUCUCGACAAGAUCUUCUACGUGCAGUUGUCUGAUGCUGAGAGAUUCGUGCGCCCCUUGACCACGGACCAUCGCUUCUACCAGGCGGGAUUUCCCUCAUCUUUGAACUGGUCUCGGAACAUGCGCCUAUUCCCUCUCGAGAAACAGCUUGGGGCAUACCUACCUGUGUUGGCGAUUGCCGAUGCCUUGUUGAAGAGAAAGGGCUGGAAAGGGGUAGUUUCUAUGGAGAUUUUUGACUGGAGGAUGAGAGAAGAAGCAUCGAGACACCCCAAUGAAAAUGCGAAGCGUGGAAUAGAGUCAUGGAAGAAGCUCGUUGCGGCCCUGGAGGCAUCUGAUUGA
Messenger RNA from Penicillium maclennaniae, 987 nucleotides. Its product is annotated as sugar phosphate isomerase/epimerase family protein. The record is from RefSeq and is a predicted model, not a curated record. The transcript has 2 exons. The coding region runs from base 1 to 987 and encodes 328 amino acids. Lineage: Eukaryota; Fungi; Ascomycota; Eurotiomycetes; Eurotiales; Aspergillaceae.